AUGCAGCACGUCUUAUCCGGCGGCGACUUGGCCGGCUUCGCCUCAACAUCCGCAACCAGCAUCUGCUUCAACAACGUCUGGAUACCCGAAGAAGCGCAUUUUCGACCAUGUUUUCUGCCGGUGAUAGCGGGUAUUCCGGGCGUGCUGGCGGCCGUCAUUCUGCUCAUCCAAUUGCUGAGAAUCGUUCUCCCCCGUGGCCCUCGCUGGACCAGACCCUUCGUUGAAGAAAUCGUCGAGCCCACCAUGGAGGAAGACUUGGUGCCGACAAGAAGAUGGACCAUUGCUACGAUGGCGUUGGCAUGCUUCUCGAUCAUCGCGUUCGGUUUCCAGUUGGCGGCAUCAAUCCUCGACGAAGCGACAGCGACCGCAUAUCUGCCUGUCCUUCCUUGGCUGGUUACAAUUUUGGAGGUUGCUGUUCACAGGCCGCGAAACAUACCAUACGCCGUUCUUUCGAUCACCGUGCUACAGUUGAUUGCGGAAGGCAUACUGCUGGAGAAUGGCUAUUGGCCAGAACUGUCCGGUCUGCUGAGCAUUUUCGCCACCGUCUCUGGAGCCUUGAACGUCCUGGUUAUGCUCCUCAUGCCGUUUCGAGACCCCGUCAUGCCAUCCAAAGACAUCAGCGCCCCGUUCACUGCUCCCACGUCUGUUCUCCGAAGCCCAGAAGAAGCGCUGAGUCUGUGGCAAUUCCUGACGGUCAGCUGGAUGAAGCCGUUGAUGGAUCUUGGAGGCGCUCGUCAGCUUGAAUACGAAGACGUGUGGAGUCUGCCAUAUGAGUUUCAGCACAAGAGACUGCACGAGAACUUCCGCGAGCUGAGAGGCUCUGUCAUUCGGAGGCUGAUUCGCGCCAACGGCAUCGAUCUCAUCAUCAUCACGAUUCUCGGCUUGCUCGAUCAACUCGCACAAUACGCCGCGCCCGUCUUUUUGCAAUUAAUUCUCAGUUCGAUGGAAGACACAACGAGACCGAGGCGGGUGGCAUUGACGUACGCUGCACUUGGACUGUGCGCCCGGCUGCUGGCGACACAGAUUGGAGUUUUCAGCCUUUGGUUUGGUCGACGAUGCUACGAACGCACACGAGGAGAGAUGAUUACAAUGUUAUACGAGAAGACGCUCGGACGUAAGAUUGCAUUUAAAAAGGAAGAAGACAAGAAUACAAAUGGCACAACAUCUACAGCCAACGGAGAAGCCAACGGCCAUGCGAACGGCCAGCAGCAGGACAAGAAGGCCACACCAUGGUGGACAAGAUUGGGCAACAAGAUCAGCAACCUGUCGAGACGCACCAAAUCGCCUACUGCAGCCAAGGAGCCCGCGGUGAUGGGUAAGAUUCUCAAUCUGAUGCGCAACGACGUCUACGAGGUGGCACAGCGAUUCUGGGAAUUCGACAACAUCGUAAAGAAGCCAAUCGCCAUCAUCCUCUCGGUAUCGCUGGUGGUCAACUACCUUGGAUGGCCUUCAAUGAUGGCAGUAGCACUCAUCAUCUUCGCACAGGUCAUGAACAGCUUCAUUGCGCGAGUGCUGGUGUACUACGAGAAGAAGCGCCGAAUGGCAACCGAUGCCAAGUUGCAGAUAAUAUCGCAGUUUGUGGAGUCGAUCCGCCAUCUGCGCUGGUAUGGCUGGCAAGGCCACUGGCUUGAUCAGGUCUUGACAGCACGACAGAAAGAAUUGAUAUUGCGAGUAUUCUCAGCCAUCUGGGGCCUCGUCAUCAGCGUCAUCAAUGCGCUCGCCCUGGAUCUGACACCAGUGGCAGCUUUUGCAACAUAUACACUCAUCGCGAAGAAGCCUCUGACCGUGGACAUUGCCUUCCCUGCGAUGCAGCUCUUUGCCAUGAUGACCUCUCAGCUCAGAGAACUCCCUGGUCUGGUCAUUGCACUGAUCAACGCCUGGGUCGCGAUGACCCGCAUCGAAGACUUCAUGGCAGAGCCGGAUCUGCAGCGAAUGGCAACAGAGGCACUAAUUGGCGAUAAGCUCGCAAUCGACAAGGCAACAUUCGCCUGGCCUGAAAGCCACACCCCUGUCUUGAAGGACGUCGAUCUCUCUUUCCCUGAAGGUCUUACGGUCAUUUGCGGCGAGGUCGGCUCAGGGAAGACUGCACUGCUCCAAGCUCUUCUUGGUGAACUGGAUCUGCUCGAUGGUCAGCUCAUUCGCCCUGCAGAGCCGAUUGGAUACUGUGCCCAGACCGCUUGGCUGCAGAGCAUGAGCGUGCGAGAGAACAUCCUCUUCUCUGCGCCUUACGACGACAAACGCUAUCGAGACGUGCUGGAUGCUUGCGCACUUACGCCGGAUCUCGCGGAGUUCAAGGCUGGAGAUCUGUCCAUGAUCGGCGAGAACGGUAUCGGCCUGUCUGGUGGCCAGCGAGCGCGAGUCGCUUUGGCACGGGCGGUCUACAGCAACACCAAGAUCCUGCUUCUUGACGAUCCACUCGCAGCCUUGGACCAGCAGACCGCAGAAGUUAUUGUGCGAAACUGCAUCGCUGGACCUCUGCUGAAAGGCCGCACUGCAGUUCUCGUUACCCAUCGCACAGAUCUCGUUCUCAAUGUGGCAAGCCAGAUCAUCAAGAUCGAGGACAACAGAGCGUCUGUCGUAGAUCAGGAAGCAGCGGCAACCGACUACGACCUUGUCAUUACCAACAGUCAUCAAAAUGAGAACGACACAAGCGAGGAGCGAGAAGCUGAGCAAAAGGCGGCUGCAGUACCGGACAAGUUCAUCGAAGAGGAACAUCGCGCGUACGGUGGUGUCAAAGCUCGAGUGUACUGGGAGUACAUCAAAGCUGGAACCUUGAAGUUCUGGGCCAUCACAAUCGUCUUCCUUGCUCUGUACCGAUUCUUCUCGAUUGCCGAAAGCUGGUUCCUCAAGUCUUGGGGAGAAGCGUACAACACCAAAGCCAAGCCAUCUCAUUUCGUCCACGCAAAGGAGCUCACCUACCACACCACCGACAUCUUCGACGGCUUGCCGCCUCCAGAAGACAACAUCCACCCCUGGCUGUUGUGGUUUCUUCUUUUUGCUCUUGGAAAGUCGCUCUCAUACGCUCUCUCACAGUGCAUGGUGCAAGUCAUCGUCUACACCGCUGCGAAGAAUAUGUUCCGGGACAUCAUGGUCAAAGUCGCCCAUGCUACCUUCCGAUUCUACGACGUGACACCUGUCGGUCGACUGAUGAACCGCAUGACUUCCGACAUUGGCGUUAUCGACGGUGGCAUUAGCUAUCAGUUCUCAGCGAUUUCCUGGAUGCUCAUCAGCUGGGUCUCUUCUGUGGUUGUCAUCGCAUCGAUCACUCCGACCUUCCUGGCAUUCACGGCAGUCUUGGUCGUCCUGUUCGUCCUGAUCUUUCGACGCUUCAUUCCCACCUCGCAAAACCUGCGCCGUCUGGAGAUGGUGUCGCUGACUCCGCUCAUGUCCAAUUUCGGAGAAUUGCUCAAUGGCCUAGCCACCGUCAGAGCGUUUGGUGCACAGUCUCGCUUCCAAGACCGGGUGAUUCACGUCGUCGACACGUUCCAGAAGAUGGAUCAUUUCUACUGGAGUCUUCAAGCAUGGCUGAUGUACCGAUACGACGUCCUCUCAAGCCUCGCCUCCUUCAUGCUCUUCGUGCUCGCGCUCGCAACCAACCUUUCGGCCGGUCUGACUGCAUUUGCCAUGAUGUCUGCCAGUAGAUUUGUCAUCACAACGCAUGGUCUUUGCAAGCAGUACGGUCAACUCCAGAUGGAAUUCGUGUCCGUGGAGCGAGUCGUGGAGCUGCUGCACUUGGAACAGGAACCGAAAGGCAAUGUCACUCCGCCAGCCUGGUGGCCAUCAUUCUCCGGCGACAUCGUCUUCAAGAACGUCACGAUCAAGUACGCACCGCAUCUGGACCCCGCCCUGGCAGAAGUCACAUUCACUGUGAAAGGAGGCUCCAAGACCGCCGUCCUCGGCCGUACUGGCUCGGGGAAGUCAACUCUCGCCCUCGCGAUGCUCGCCACCAUCCUCCCGGAUAUGGGCCACAUCCUCGUGGACAACGUCGACAUCUCCGAAGUCGACAAGCAACUUCUGCGCACGCGAGUGACCUUCUUGGCACAGGACCCCGUGCUCUUUCCGGGAAGCAUGCGACAAAACCUCGACCCGGUCGAUGAGCACUCGGACGCGGAAUGCGAGGUGGUUCUCCACCGCGUCUGCGCGCGGCAAGGCUGGAAGCUGGACACGAAGGUCGAGGCUGGGGGUAAGAACCUCAGCCAAGGCCAGCGGCAGCUCGUCGGCCUCGCCCGCGCCGUGCUCCGCCGUAGCGCCAUCAUCAUCCUCGACGAAGCCACCGCCUCCAUUGACCGGGAGACGGCGAUGCAGAUCCAGCAGGUCAUGCACGAGGAGAUGAAGGAGAGCACGGUCAUCACCAUCGCCCAUCGCCUCGAGGCCGUCAAGAAUGCGGACUACUGCAUCGUCCUCGGCAAGGGCAAGAUCCUGGAGCAGGGGCCGGCCGAGGAGAUGUUGAAGGAGCACCGAGAGGAGGUCGUCGGGAGCGUGGAGCAGGAGGAAGAGGAAGACGAGAGUUGA
Messenger RNA from Lecanosticta acicola, 4512 nucleotides. Lineage: Eukaryota; Fungi; Ascomycota; Dothideomycetes; Mycosphaerellales; Mycosphaerellaceae. The record is from the annotation of a GenBank genome assembly.